Messenger RNA from Durio zibethinus, 1728 nucleotides. Its product is annotated as AT-hook motif nuclear-localized protein 1-like. The record is from RefSeq and is a predicted model, not a curated record. Gene Ontology annotation, molecular function: minor groove of adenine-thymine-rich DNA binding. Lineage: Eukaryota; Viridiplantae; Streptophyta; Magnoliopsida; Malvales; Malvaceae.
UCGUAUUUUAUAUUUUCACUUUUUUUUCCCUGUUUUCUCUCAAGUAAAAGACUCUGUUCAGACAAGGAAAAUAAAAAACCGGCCAGCUGUUUUCUGAAACCCUGUAUUUUUUUUUUUUGGUCUUUUAAUCUUCGAAAAACAGUUUUUUUUUGGGAAAAAAUUCUGCUUGGUUGGCUAGAAAAAGCUUUUGAAAGUACUUUGCUUCAGUACUGGAAAAAUGUGAACAGGUCUGAGGGAACAGUGUCAGUGAAGAGUUUUCCUGGGCUGUACUUAUAAGUUACAGUUUUAAUUUGUGUUGAAGGUGUGAUCUUAUGAACUAAACAGAAAGCUAAGCUUUGAGUGGCUGGCUUUGAUUCUGUAAGCUAGAUAUAAUUGUAGCGAAUAGCUUUGUUUGCAGUAUAUGCAUGGAAACAAAUUCAGGUGUUACAGUGAUAGGAGCAGAAGCUCCAUCAGCUUAUCAUAUGGCGCCAAGGACAGAAAAUGCCAAUCAGAUUGGUGGUGGCGUUGGCUCAACCACAGUGGACGCUUCGCCAGUUAGUGUAGGAUUAACUGGUACUACAGAAAAGAAGAAGAGAGGUAGACCUAGGAAAUAUGGACCAGAUGGGACAAUGGCAAGGGCAUUGUCACCAAUGCCUAUUUCCUCAUCUGUCCCACCCGGAGGAGGCGAGUUCUCUAGUGGAGGAAAGCGGGGGAGGGGGCGAGGUAGUGGUUACCAGAUCAAGCAUCAGAAGGGAAUGGACAUGGAGAAUUUAGGCGAGUGGGCUGCUACUUCUGUUGGAACAAAUUUUACGCCACAUGUCAUCACUGUCAAUGCCGGUGAGGAUGUAACUAUGAAGGUGAUAUCGUUUUCUCAACAAGGACCAAGAGCUAUUUGUAUCCUGUCUGCUAAUGGAGUAAUUUCAAAUGUUACACUUCGUCAGCCUGAUUCUUCUGGGGGUACUCUGACAUAUGAGGGUCGCUUUGAGAUACUUUCCUUGUCUGGAUCCUUCAUGCCUACCGAAACUCAAGGAACCAGAAGUCGAUCUGGUGGGAUGAGUGUCUCUUUGGCAAGCCCUGAUGGCCGCGUUGUAGGGGGAGGAGUUGCUGGGCUUCUGGUGGCUGCCAGUCCUGUACAGGUUGUCGUGGGCAGUUUUUUGCCGGGCAACCAGCAUGACCAUAAAUCGAAGAAGCAGAAAAACGAGUCCAUACCAGCUACUGUUGCACCAAACCCGACUAUAGUUGCUGCACCUGCAUCAAAUGCAGAAAAAGAGGAGGGCAUACGUGUACUUUCGCCACAAAAUACGAAUGCUCCGAAACCAAACCUUGCUACUGCUACCUUCGGAAGAGAAAACUGGGCCACCAUGCAGGAGCCAAGAAAUUCAGCAACCGAUAUCAACAUUUCUUUGCCUGCAGGUUAAUUUGAUAAAUUACAAUCAUUUAUCUCGGAGGCUGACUUGAUCAAUCCCUGAUGUUUCUUUCGAACAAAAAGUGGCGUGUGUAUGUGUUCUUGAAUAUUAAUGUAGGAUAAAAUAGGAUUAGCAUUCCUGAUAUCCAGCUAGGUUUUAAUGUCUCAGGCAAAAGACAUCCUUCUUCUGAUUGAUGAAUUUAUUGAUGACAACUGUCCUAGAUUAUUAAAUCUUGCAAUUAUGGAGUAGUGAAUUUUUCGUCAGCUUUAUUAAUCUGGUUUCGUUGAUCAUUCAACAAAUAACUUGGUCAAAAUCUAAUGCAUUCUUUAAUUUUUUUCCAACA